Physella acuta is the source of this 1553-nucleotide messenger RNA. Its product is annotated as filamin A-interacting protein 1-like. The record is from RefSeq and is a predicted model, not a curated record. NCBI's taxonomy places the organism in Eukaryota, Metazoa, Mollusca, Gastropoda, Physidae. Gene Ontology annotation, molecular function: protein binding.
AGCUUAAAGGAACUCUAAACUCCACAUUUAGCUUUAGUGAUCCUGAAAUAUUAGUUAUUAUAAUCUUAAAGAAAAAUUUGCAGAUGUCUGACAAAUUAAAGAAACAUUUAAAUAAUCAGCUUGGGUUAUUGAAUGAAUCAAGCUUAGAUCUACAGAGUAGCAUCAGCAGUUUUAUACAACAGGUUACAAAAAAAGCAAUGGAAUAUAUAGACAACACUACUGACACCAAUGUGACAGUGAAAGAUGCUCUUGUUAUGGUAGCUACAGCACAGAGUGUAAUAUUUGAACAUCUGAAUAUGAUGAAUGAAACCACCAAGCUCUACCCUCCCACUGUGAUGACAGAAGACAAAACAACAACAGAGAGUCAAAGUUUUAUCCCAGAAGAUGCUCAACAUAUUUCUACAGUGCCUAUGUCUGGUGAUACCGAAACAAUAAGAAGACUAAAAGAUAUUGAAACAGCUUUAUCAUCCCUUCAAGACACAACACAAAAGACUGAAAAUAACAUAUUAGAGAUAAACCAAUGGAGAGACAACUUUGUAACAGAACAAAGUGAUGUGGGGAUUAAAGUUGAAAACUUGUCAAAGAAACAAAAACAGAAUUUUAAAAACUUAAAAAAACAGUUAAAAGAACAAGAUAACAAAAUAGAAGAUCUGACUCAACAAAUUGAAAGUUUAAAAACAAAAGAAUCAGACACAGACAAAACAGUGGAGAAACUGUCUCUAGAUAUGAAAGAAAAUGAAAAUAAUAUGCAGACACUAAAUAAAGAGAUGAGAGUUUACACAGAGAAAACAGAUACUUUAACAGAAGAAAUUAAAAGAUAUUCUGAUUUAAUAUCUGCUAUACAAGAAGAUACAACAAAAACAUUUGAUACAUUAUUGUCUAAGCAUGUUGUUGUAUGUAAACUUCUACAACAAAGAUUGUUGCCAAUUGAUAAAAUGAUUGAAACAUAUAAUCAAAACUCUGAGACUAGGGAAGGAGAAGUAAAGAAGAUUGAAACUCUUGAAAAGGAAGUUUUAAAGUUGUCAAAUGAUUUUCAAUCAAUCGCUAAUCAACAAGUGAAAUACUCUACACUGGGUUUUAUUGCUUCACAAGGUCGCUGGGACGGGAAAAUGUGUCAAGGAUUCAAAGUUUUUGCAUUCAGUGCUGUAGAACGUAACGCAGGAAACCAUUUUGAUCCUAAAACUGGAGAGUUUACCGCCCCUGUUGAUGGCCUGUAUAAAGCAAAUCUUAGAAUAAAACAAACAGGAGAUCGUGAUGUAGCAGCUGGUGUUUGGCACAGAUCUGGUGGUGUGGAAUCACGGCUGGGGGAUGUUUUGAUAAAAGACAAAUCUGUUGAAGCUUCAAGAACAUAUGAGGUUCUGAUGAAAAGUGGAGAUGCUUUGUUUUCAGCUACUGUCUUUAAGUAUUUGGAAUGUUCACAUUUUUCUUGUAUCCUUCACGUAGACUAAUAUUUAUACAUAUAAUUAAACUUGAUUUAAGUUUGAUAACAUUUUUUUUAAUAACAAUCAGAUUGUUUUAGACUAGAUAAUAUAACGUUUAAAUGGUUGACGUGU